AUCGUAAUCCCUAAUAUUUUUAAUUUGCAGACAUUUUAAUAAUAACGAAGAUAUUAAAAAUAAUUAUAAUCACCGUCUUCAGAUUUUUUACCUACAAUACAACAAUACAGGAAAAGUUACCAUGGAAUGACUACUAUUGGAAAUGUAGGAAUAGGCCUUUUCAUUUUAAUUAUACUCUGGAUAAUAACAUUAGUUGUCUUUAUAGUCAGUAUAAAAUUGCAAAGCAAUAUUUUCUUGGAUAAGUUUAGGGUCAGCUACUGCUAUUACCAUUAUACUAUUAAUAAUUCCCACUGAUAAAGGAAUACCUUUGGAAGAGUCUGAAGUUUUUGAAAAAGAUUAUUGUUUUAUUUACAAGAAUCUUCUACUAUCAAUAUUGAUAUUCAGUGGCUUACUUGGUUUUGGAAGCUUUUUCAUUCUACAUUGCACAGUUCCAGUGCGUCCAAAACCUAUACAUAGCGCUUAUUUAGAAGAAGAAAAAUAUGAAUAAAAUUGUGAUAUCUCUUUUGACUAAGAGAACUUUUUCCUCUAGUACUGUUCUGAAAAGAAUAAUUAACAUAACAAACAAUGAUGAGUUCCUUGCAAAAGUUAUGCAUUCAAGUAACCCAGUUAUAGUUAAUUUUCAUGCUGAGUGGUGUGAACCAUGCCAUAUUUUGACACCAAAGAUGAAAGAAUUGAUUGAACCUAAAACUAAUAUAGAUUUAGCUAUAGUAGAUGUAGAGCACAAUGCAGAGUUGGUAGAUACUUUUGAAGUAAAGGCUGUGCCCGCUGUAAUUGCUGUCAGAGAUGGAAUUGUGGUUGAUAAGUUUAUUGGUUUAGUAGAUGCAAAUAUGAUAGAAACUUUGAUAGAAAAACUGGACCAAAAGUCAUGAUACACAUUUUGUUAUUGUUGUUAGUAAUUAUUUUAAGUAAAACUCU
Molecule: messenger RNA, 915 nt
Organism: Diabrotica balteata
Lineage: Eukaryota; Metazoa; Arthropoda; Insecta; Coleoptera; Chrysomelidae
Source: the annotation of a GenBank genome assembly